Messenger RNA from Camelina sativa (false flax), 1205 nucleotides. Its product is annotated as epoxide hydrolase 1. Gene Ontology annotation, molecular function: catalytic activity. NCBI's taxonomy places the organism in Eukaryota, Viridiplantae, Streptophyta, Magnoliopsida, Brassicales, Brassicaceae. The record is from RefSeq and is a predicted model, not a curated record.
UAAUGAGAUACCUGUGUUCACACUUCUUCACACACACCUGAGAGUGGCCCUCUUCAUCAAUGGAGAGGAUAGAGCACACGACGAUAUCAACCAAUGGCAUUAACAUGCAUGUGACUUCGAUCGGUACAGGUCCAGUGAUCCUAUUCCUCCAUGGGUUUCCCGAUCUCUGGUACUCAUGGCGUCACCAGCUCCUCUCCUUCGCAGCUUUAGGUUACCGCGCAAUCGCUCCAGAUCUCCGAGGUUACGGAGAUUCCGACGCGCCUCCGUCUCCUGAAUCUUACACCAUCCUUCAUAUCGUUGGAGACCUCGUCGGAUUACUUGAUUCGCUCGGUGUUGACCGGGUUUUCCUCGUCGGUCACGAUUGGGGAGCAAUUGUCGCGUGGUGGCUUUGUAUGAUCAGGCCUGAUCGAGUCAAAGCGUUGGUCAACACUAGCGUUGUGUUUAAUCCGAGGAAUCCUUCUGUGAAGCCUGUUGAUAAGUUUAGGGCUUUGUUCGGAGACGAUUACUACGUUUGUAGGUUUCAGGAGGCUGGAGAGAUCGAAGAGGACUUUGCUCAAGUUGAUACAAAGAAGUUAAUAACCAGAUUUUUCGUUUCGCGUAACCCACGUCCACCUUGCAUUCCGAAGUCAGUUGGUUUCAGAGGUUUACCUGAUCCACCUUCUUUGCCUGCUUGGCUCACAGAACAAGAUGUCAGUUUCUACGGAGACAAGUUUAGCCAAAAAGGUUUCACCGGUGGACUAAACUACUAUCGCGCCAUGAACCUAAGCUGGGAGCUAACGGCUCCGUGGGCUGGUCUACAAAUCAAGGUCCCUGUGAAAUUCAUAGUGGGCGAUCUAGACAUAACAUACAAUAUUCCCGGUACAAAGGAAUACCUACACGGUGGUGGUCUGAAGAAGCACGUGCCGUUUCUACAAGAAGUGGUGGUAAUGGAAGGUGUAGGUCACUUCCUCCAGCAAGAGAAGCCCGACGAGGUCACUGACCAUAUCUAUGGCUUCUUCGAGAAAUUCAAAACCCGCGAAACCUCAUCCUUGUAGUAGGUCUCCGUCUGCACAAUGUCAAGCUCAAGGUUAAUUACGCUCUCGGUCAAGGUUACUGUCUUACUUGUUUAGUAAAUAAUAACUUCAAUGCUUUAUCAUUUUGGUUGUGGAUCACUCGUUUUGUUGAAAUAAAAAGAAAAUGAGGGCAGUUGAAUUUUGGUUUCCGAA